Dovyalis caffra is the source of this 855-nucleotide messenger RNA. Lineage: Eukaryota; Viridiplantae; Streptophyta; Magnoliopsida; Malpighiales; Salicaceae. The record is from the annotation of a GenBank genome assembly.
AUGGAUGAAGAUAAUAGUUUGAAUAUUCGUAAUUGGGGUUACUAUGAACCAACAGCAGUUAAAGGAAAUCUGGGUCUUCAGCUCAUGUCCCCAACAAUGCCCGAGAAACCCUUUUUGGGUACACGCAGUGCUGCGAUCAUGACAAGUGCAAAUGGAGGUUUUCACCAUAGAGAUAUUGGGGUUUCGCAGCCCAUGCUCCCCAUGGAGUACACGAGGGGAGCUUGGAUUGGCCAGAGAGAAAAAGUUCUCAACGUGUUGCCUGGAAACCAUAAUUAUGCAGCGGUUUUGCCUGAAACAUCUUCAGCUCAUCACAUGGAAAUGUAUCAACCACCUUACUCGGCAAACGAUGAAAAGCUGGAGCAAGUUGAAGAGGCUGGUGUUCUUGAAAAGGUACACCGUCCUAAUAAAAAGAGGCAGCGUCCUAAAGCCCCGAAAACCCCAAAACCAAAGAAGGGUAAGAGAGGCCCUCAAGCACCCAAGCCUGAGGGCAGUCCUUCUGUUCAACGAGUAAGGUCUGCCAAGAAAACCACUGAAAUUAUGAUAAAUGGGAUCAAUAUGGACAUUUCAGUCAUUCCUAUACCAGUUUGCUCAUGUACUGGUCACCCCCAACAAUGCUACCGCUGGGGUUGUGGUGGGUGGCAAUCGGCAUGUUGUACAACAUGCAUAUCUGUGUAUCCCUUGCCUAUGAGUACAAAACGGCGUGGUGCAAGGAUAGCAGGUAGAAAGAUGAGUUUAGGAGCUUUUAAGAAGGUGUUAGAGAAACUUGCUGGUGAAGGCUAUAACUUUUCUAAUCCGAUUGAUCUGAGAACUCACUGGGCUAAACAUGGCACAAACAAGUUUGUCACUAUAAGGUAG